CAAGCCCAAGGAAAUAGAUACUGGGCCACUUGUCUUGGAGCAGAAGAAGCUUCAGUGUAUACAAAUUAGAAAAGUCGAUAUAUUUCCUUAGUUUUACUCUUUUUUCCGGUACUUCCAAGUUCGAUAAAUUCCGGCAUCGAUUUGCCCUUGACGGUCUUUCACCGCUGAAUUGUUCGGAAAAAGUUCUUUGUUUGUCAAAAUCUAAUUUUUCAGCGAACCAAUGAGUAGUCGGGGAAGCGGCGGUGGAUACGAUCGUCACAUCACGAUCUUCUCCCCUGAAGGUCGCCUCUACCAAGUUGAGUAUGCAUUUAAGGCAGUUAAAGCUGCCGGAAUAACCUCAAUCGGCGUCCGUGGGAAGGAUUCCGUUUGCGUUGUCACUCAGAAGAAAGUUCCGGAUAAGUUGUUGGAUCAGACUAGUGUUACUCAUUUGUUCCCCAUCACUAAGAACCUCGGGCUUUUAGCUACCGGCAUGACAGCUGAUGCAAGGACCUUGGUUCAGCAAGCCAGGAGUGAGGCCGCCGAAUUUCGUUUUAAAUAUGGUUAUGAGAUGCCCGUGGAAGUGUUGGCAAGAUGGAUUGCAGACAAAUCUCAAGUCUAUACACAACAUGCUUAUAUGAGGCCUCUUGGAGUAGUUGCUAUGGUUCUGGGAAUCGAUUUGGAGUUUGGUCCUCAACUCUUCAAGUGUGAUCCAGCAGGACACUUUUUCGGCCAUAAGGCCACAAGUGCUGGAGCUAAAGAUCAAGAGGCAAUUAAUUUCUUGGAAAAGAAAAUGAAAAAUGACCCUGCCUUUACUUACGAGGAAACUGUACAGGUAAAAAUGCUGAAUGAAACUAGACUUUGCAGAGUGCUUGUGUUUUGAUCUCUUAUCUCUUGAUAAGUCGUGAAACAUUGUGAGUCUGUAGAUGCAACUCAUUAAAUGUUCUUUUUGUCCUGAUUCUCCACAUCUUGGGAAAUAAGAUUGAAUGUGAAUUUGAUGAGGUAGCUGGGCCCCUCAAAGAAUAUACAUAUGAUCAGUACAUAUUUCUUUGUCUCUGGGCUGUAAAACUUGUCAAUGUGUUUUUUUGUCAAAAAAUGCUGCUGUCAUCAUAUAUGGGGUUUGAAACUAGGUAAAGGUAAGGCAAGUUGGUUUAGUCCUGUAUCAUGUGGAUUGAAUAUCAAAAUAAAUUUGCUCACUUAUCGCUGUGUCUUUUUAACCUCUAAGAAUACGUCUUGUUCGUGUCACACUAUCCAAAUUGCAGUCGGUAACAAUUGAAGAUGUUAAAUUCACAUGAUUAAUGUAGAACUUGUUAAGAUCAUUAAUGUUUGUGAGAGAUGUUUGGGGUUUAGUAGUGAGUAGACAUGAAUAAUCUGAUAAUUUUACUUUUUGAUAGCCUUAGAUUAAUUUAGAAUUGCUAGAAUUGCAUGUCUUUGGUUUUGACCUUUGCCAUAGAUACUCACUCUGCUACUGAAAUUUUUUCCUGAUCUUUAGUAUGCUAUAGCUAAUUUUGAUUUUGUAACUGACAUAUCUGCUUCUUUUUUGUAGACGGCAAUUUCUGCUUUGCAAUCUGUUCUUCAAGAGGAUUUCAAGGCCAAUGAGAUUGAGGUAUAUUCUUGUUUUCUUCUUCUAAAUGAUGAGUGUUUGCAAUUGGUUGCCAAAUAUGGGCUGUGCUCUUGUAUUUGUGUGGUAGAGAAUCAAAUAGUUGUGUUAGUGUGGAGGGCCGUUUAGAUCACUUUAAGCCGAUGAGUGGUUUGGCAAGGUUAAAUGAGGCAGGCAGAUAUGGGGGAAGGGGAAGAAGCAGUGUUAGAGGCUUCCAUCGUAACUUAUGAUUGGGCAGUGAUUGUAAUUUGGGAAUUACUUGAG
This is a messenger RNA of Oldenlandia corymbosa var. corymbosa, 1840 nucleotides long. The record is from the annotation of a GenBank genome assembly. NCBI's taxonomy places the organism in Eukaryota, Viridiplantae, Streptophyta, Magnoliopsida, Gentianales, Rubiaceae.